UUUGUGGGCUGGUUUCGCAACUUCCGUUUGUGAGUUUUUAUUUUCCUGUGCAGUCUCAUCAUGCAUCGUUGUUUGCUCUCUCUCCUGUCUGUCCGACACAGCGCUGGCAGUCGGAAACUGCUGUCUGCGGCAAUUCGAGUGCCCACUGCAACGAGACCGGUCAGAAUGGCUAGCACUGAACCUUAUAGAAUUGAAUCUGACACUUUUGGAGAGCUCAAAGUCCCAAAUGACAAAUACUAUGGGGCUCAGACUGUGCGCUCCACUAUGAACUUCAAAAUCGGCGGUGUGACUGAACGAAUGCCAAUUCCUGUUAUAAGAGCAUUUGGAAUAUUAAAAAGGGCUGCUGCUGAAGUUAAUCAGGACUAUGGACUUGAUCCCAAAAUUGCCAGUUAUAUAAUCAAAGCUGCUGACGAGGUGUCGGCUGGCAAAUUAAAUGAUCAUUUUCCACUCGUUGUAUGGCAAACUGGCUCUGGAACACAGACAAAUAUGAAUGUAAAUGAAGUUAUCAGUAAUAGAGCCAUUGAAAUGAUGGGAGGGAAACUUGGAAGUAAAAAGCCAGUACAUCCUAAUGAUCAUGUUAACCAAAGCCAGAGUUCUAAUGAUACAUUUCCUACAGCAAUGCACAUUGCUGCAGCAAAAGAAGUACACGAUGUUCUUUUGCCUGGGUUACAGAAGCUUCACGACUCCUUACAAUUAAAGUCCAAAGAAUUUGAGAAUAUUAUAAAAAUUGGACGUACUCAUACGCAAGAUGCAGUGCCGCUUACUCUUGGUCAGGAGUUUAGUGGUUAUGUACAGCAAGUUCAAUAUGGUAUAGAGAGAAUUAAGAGUGCAUUGCCAAGGGUUUACGAAUUGGCAGCUGGAGGAACAGCAGUGGGAACUGGGUUGAAUACGAAGAUUGGUUUUGCUGAAAAAGUUGCUGCAAAAGUGUCUAGUAUUACAGGUUUGCCAUUUAUCACUGCACCUAAUAAGUUUGAGUCUCUUGCUGCUCACGAUGCGUUGGUUGAAUUGAGUGGUUCAUUAAACACCCUUGCAUGCAGCUUAAUGAAGAUUGCAAAUGAUAUACGAUUUUUGGCUUCUGGACCAAGAUCUGGCCUUGGAGAACUAAUUUUGCCUGAAAAUGAACCUGGAAGUAGCAUUAUGCCAGGAAAAGUGAAUCCUACACAAUGUGAGGCCAUUACAAUGGUGGCAGCUCAAGUGAUGGGAAAUAAUGUUGCUGUAACAAUUGGAGGAAGCAACGGGCAUUUUGAAUUAAAUGUUUUCAAACCUUUAAUAAUUAAAAAUGUUUUACAUUCUAUACAGUUGCUAGGUGAUGCAUCAGUUUCAUUUGCUGACAAUUGUGUUUCUGGAAUACAAGCUAAUACAGAGAGAAUCAACAAACUAAUGAAUGAAUCUUUAAUGCUUGUAACUGCACUUAAUCCUCAUAUAGGUUAUGAUAAAGCCGCUAAAAUUGCCAAAACGGCCCAUAAGGACGGGGCUACAUUGAAGGAAACUGCUGUUCGUCUUGGACUCCUUACAAAAGAACAGUUUGACGAGUGGGUCAAGCCAGAAGACAUGCUUGGCCCCAAAUGAAAUUUGAAAUGGAGAGAGAUUUUGUAAAGAGAGAUUUCGUGUUAAUCUGUAAAUAAAAAAAAUUUAAAAAAAAUGUUUUUUUUAUUAUUGGCAUUGAAAUUGCAAAUAAAGAAACUAUAGAUACAUAAAAU
Pelobates fuscus (common spadefoot toad) is the source of this 1700-nucleotide messenger RNA. It is a transcript of the gene FH, whose product is annotated as fumarate hydratase. Gene Ontology annotation, cellular component: tricarboxylic acid cycle heteromeric enzyme complex; mitochondrion. Gene Ontology annotation, molecular function: fumarate hydratase activity. NCBI's taxonomy places the organism in Eukaryota, Metazoa, Chordata, Amphibia, Anura, Pelobatidae. The record is from RefSeq and is a predicted model, not a curated record. The transcript has 10 exons. The coding region runs from base 61 to 1569 and encodes 502 amino acids. Gene Ontology annotation, biological process: malate metabolic process; tricarboxylic acid cycle; fumarate metabolic process.